Messenger RNA from Thalassophryne amazonica, 1463 nucleotides. Its product is annotated as obscurin-like. The record is from RefSeq and is a predicted model, not a curated record. The transcript is spliced from 9 exons. Bases 1 to 1449 code for a protein of 482 amino acids. Lineage: Eukaryota; Metazoa; Chordata; Actinopteri; Batrachoidiformes; Batrachoididae. Gene Ontology annotation, biological process: protein phosphorylation. Gene Ontology annotation, molecular function: protein kinase activity; protein binding; ATP binding.
AUGACAGACCAGGAGAAGCAGCUGCAGUGCUGGGUUGAGUACUAUCUCAAGUUGUAUGCAACCCAGAACAUUGUCACAGUCACAGCCGUCGAGGACAUCCCGGAUCUGCCGGUCAUGGAAGAAAAAGACAGGCGACAAACCAUGGAAGAGCUUGGAAAAGCCAUUGACUGCCUUGCUAGUGACAAGGCACACAGCUCUUACAGCCUGUGUGGAGUACUACUGGUAUGGAGGCCGGUCCAGUCCAGUGAACCGGUGACUUAUUGUGUGCAGUACUGUAGUGAUGGUGAAAAGUGGACAGUCCUGUCAGAAGAGGUGACAGACAGCUGUUACGUGGUAAAGGACUUACCCAGAGGACUGUCUUAUGUCUUCAGGGUGGGCUGCAUCACUAAGACAGGAGCAGGACCUUUCAGUGAUGCUUCACCGCCUGUUGUUAUGGCUACUCACCCUGAAGAGGUUCACAUUCCUCUCAUUCUGACUGAGUGCCCAGGGUCAAAGGUCACUGGAUUAGGGCAACAGACCACACACAAGACCUACACCUUCCUGUCUGAGAUCAAUAGAGGCCGUUUCAGCGUGGUGACUGAGUGUAGGGACGAGGAGAGCAGAAAAAUGUUUGCUGCCAAGAUCACACCGUACCGGGCAGAGCAGAGACUGAUGGUUCUGAGAGAGUACCAGCUGCUGAAGAGCCUCCGUCACUCCCACCUGGUGCAGCUGCACAUGGCCUACAUCACCUCCCGCUACCUGGUGUUAGUGGAGGAGCUCUACCCCGGCAAAGAGCUGCUCCACAGUUUGGCUGGAAGGGAUCUGUACGCAGAGAGGCAUGUGACUGAGCUGCUGAUUCAGAUUCUGGGCGCAGUCAACUACCUUCACAGCCGGCGAGUCGUCCACUUAGACCUGAAAUCUGACAACAUGUUAGUGAACCAUCACAACAAAGUCAAGAUUGUCGACUUUGGCUCGGCUCAGUCCUUCACAUAUGGACAACCGCUCAACAUAGAGCACAUCCAGGGCCUGUCUGGAAACAGAGUUUAUAUUGUCCUUCCCAAAGCUCCGGAAAUCCUAGAUGGCCAGGGUGUUGGGCCAGAGACUGACAUAUGGGCUAUUGGAGUUCUCUCUUUCAUCAUGUUGAGUGCCGACAGCCCAUUUCACGCAGAGCACAGCUGGGAACAAGACAAAUACAUCAAGAAAGGAAAGAUCCAGUUUGGUCGCUGUUAUCCUGGUCUGUCAGAAGGAGCCUUAAACUUCAUGAAGAGGACCCUCAACAACAAAACCUGGGGGAGACCCACAGCUGCUGAAUGUCUCCAAAAUCCAUGGCUACGUGGCCAACGCUCCUCCAGCAGACCCCAAGCCUCCAAAGUGUGUUUCUCCACUGACAAGCUGAAAGCUUACCUUAAGCAGAGGGAGGUCAAACGAGACGAGAUCCGCAUCAAGAUUCAGGGCCCCUUCUUCCAGUAAGACAGUAAUGCUAA